UGGCGCCCUAGCAACCUGUGCGAGCGGUUCCAUCGGCGAUCUAUGAGACGGCUAUGGAUGUCACUGGGUCUCCGCUCUUACUCUGGGCCGCCUGUGCUCUGCUGGUGACAGCGAUAGGAGCCCAGAAUAUGGCGGGGUUUUUUCCUUCUAGGAUACUUUUGUCUGGACCUACAGCAACAUCUUACUUCGUUGGAAACGCAUCUGUCAAUUUAUAUCUGGAUGUCAUUGGAAAUACAUCUAUUGUACCAGAACCAAACUGUAAUGGCAAUAGCAGCACUGAAAAUUGGGCCUCAUUUUUGGAAAGUGUCACCUCCACUACGAAUUUGUAUAAAGUCACUGUGACUUUGAAUACGACCUUGUCAUGCGUUCUGGAUAAGACUCCGUGUUUUGUGGAGGCAAUUCAGGUUUCCGCAUGUGAGAGUAAUGUACCUAUUGCAAGUCUCCUAAUUCAAGCAGAAAUCUAUAGCAACACCACCUUCACAGGAAAUGUGUCAGACAAUGCAACAGUGAUACCUACCCAGGCAUAUCAACCACUUGGGCCAUGCCCCUGUAACCUGACAGCUGGUGCUUGUGAUAUUGGUUGCUGCUGUGAUCAGGAGUGUACAUCAAGCCUCAGGGAGCUGUUUAAUGGAUUCUGUUACACUGGUGUGUUUGGUGGAAAUGUAACACCGCCUUUUGACCAGCUCUGUAGUGUUGAGCAAAUUAAACGCGCUCCGGAUUGGUUUCCGUUCCUUUGUGUUCAAUCAUCCAUUGACAAUUCACCAUUUCUAGGUUACUUCUUCCAAGGUUCAACUGUAUCUGUCACCCAGCCCUAUACCUUCAGUGUGAGCUCCCAGACCAUUGUCCAAGCUUCUGUGAAUCCUUAUAAACAAGGGGAUCCCAUUUUAGUACAGCAGAAUGGAUACUAUGUGUAUCUUACAAUUCCACAGCAGUCCACAAAUGGAGGAUGUGAGAGUAAUGCCCCUGUGGCUUACCUUCAGAAUGUUGUCUCUACAUGCGUUACUUAUUUGAAAACAUGUGCCGAUGUGUUGACACCAAAUUUUAAUGUGACUGUUCAGGAUGGAAAAGGAGGAUCAAUUACUCCCCAAAUAGUAAUUCAAAACAACACUGUGGACAGUGGGACAGUUUCCGGCAUACAGUGUCUGGGCAUUAUAUCAUCUGCAAACUACACGUUUAUUUGGGAGUCCAACACACUUCGAGGAAUCAAUAUAACCGUCCUUAUUGAGAAUAUCAAUCUGACUCUUCCAGCUCCACUAACUCAACAGUUUGCAGUAACCUUUCUCACCAGUGACAAUAUCAAUGCAUCUGAUGUUCUCUCUGGAAAUCCAGGUUACCAAGUUGGCAAGCCUGUGAUAGCAGCCAGUGGAAGUUUACCUCUUAAUAAAAUGACUCUCAAUCUUUGGAAACCUGGUAAUAGUUUGUGUUUGUGUUCCUCAGCCUCUCCCACACCUGUUUUGUAUGGACAAAAUUCCUAUUCUGGGUGUAUUUUGCAAGUGGUUAAUGAGGACUGCAAUCAGAUAAGGGAGAAUGUAACUGCCUUACUGAAAUCCUUUGUUCCAGUUAGUUACAUAGCAAUGAGCGGCAACUCUAAAACCACUGACCUCACUGAAUGGGUUUCCAUUAUCUAUGAAGAGAGUAAUUCCACUUGUUUGGGUGACUGUGCAGCACAAAACGUAAUGUGCCUAAACGUUCCUGUUAACAUGAACAUACAGAUCCUCACUGCAGUCACUGGAGCAGUGGAAGGAAUUCCACAGGAAGAGAUCAUUGGAGUGAAAAUAAGCUUUUCUACAGUUAAUGUUGAUUGCAUCACAUCCUGCACGUUAUCACUACCUAUCAGCAGUUCUGUACAGUUCAUCAAAGUUCCUGCCCAAGCCACUCCUAGAGUCUCAAGUUUUCAGAUAAAUUACACAGAAUAUGACUGUGAAAAGAAUGACGUCUGCUGGCAGCAGCUUGCAUACCCGCUUACACAGUAUUAUACAGGAGAACCUCAUCACUUGACUCUUGCAAAAGGAAUGAUCUUGGUUUUCUUCUUCAUCGUUGCUUCUGUUCUUGGUGGACCAUGGAACAGAAUUCGUAAAGCCUGGACUAUCAAAGCAUUCUAGUUACAAGUGACUCUUUUCACUAGGUGUAAGUGAAUAACGAUCCUGUGUCAAGACAGCGGUUAUCUCUGGAAACCCAGUCACAGAUUUGUUGGAAGCUCUUAAUGUUUAUGCUGUAAAGUGGACUCUAAUUGUUAUGGAUUGCCUAAGCAUUUGGUUAUCAUGAACAAGAGAGAGACUGUUUCCUGUUACAAAUUGGAAGGAAUAUUUCAAAUCAUGAAACACAUUACCUUACCAAAUAUAUUUGAUCUUAAACACUAGGUCUUUAAGAUUUUAGUGUUUAGAGAAUUUGAAUAAUUAUUCUUGACAUAUUGGCUUUAAGCUGUGUAUCUUAAUGAGUACAUUUUGAAAGUGUACAAUGAUAUUUGAAUUUGCUUUACAAGAUUGAUUUAGUUUUGGGCAAAUACUUUUUUCACAUUGUGCUGUCCCUUAUCCAGCAAUUUUACAAUUUCUAAUUAAUCGGUAAGUAAAUCAAUGCCCACAUGUAUAUGUUUGUGUGUAUACGGUUUUGGGAAAUUAUAGGGGCAGAUUAAAGGCGUUCUCUAAUUUUGACUAGUUGACUUGCUUGGGCCAUGUACCCUUUGGGGCUGAUUACUUGGUUACUUAAUUUAAUUUAUGUUUGCAAAAGCAGACAUCCCAAGCUAUUUCAAAUUUAAUUUAACCAUUAAGAGGCAUUCAGUAAUAGGCUAAUACUUUUUGGCUUAUACCAGAGCCAGAGGUAUUAAAUUUUGUCAUAUGGGCAGGGACUUGCAUUUGCUGUGACAGGCUGCCACAGUGAUAGUCCUACUGAUUCUGAUUGCCUUUACCAGGUAUUGUGUGAGGUAUGUCUGCUGCCAUUAGUGCAUGUUGUGAAGGGGUUAAAACACAUUUGGACAAGGGAUCAUCUAUUUCUGAGCAAUACUGACAAUCCCCCUGCUGGAAAUUGCAC
Messenger RNA from Pelobates fuscus (common spadefoot toad), 3027 nucleotides. RefSeq names its product tectonic family member 2 (gene TCTN2). Bases 54 to 2102 code for a protein of 682 amino acids. The record is from RefSeq and is a predicted model, not a curated record. Gene Ontology annotation, biological process: protein localization to ciliary transition zone; cilium assembly; smoothened signaling pathway. NCBI's taxonomy places the organism in Eukaryota, Metazoa, Chordata, Amphibia, Anura, Pelobatidae. Gene Ontology annotation, cellular component: MKS complex. The transcript is spliced from 18 exons.